Messenger RNA from Thunnus maccoyii (southern bluefin tuna), 1173 nucleotides. RefSeq names its product mitotic arrest deficient 2 like 2 (gene mad2l2). The record is from RefSeq and is a predicted model, not a curated record. The coding region runs from base 310 to 942 and encodes 210 amino acids. NCBI's taxonomy places the organism in Eukaryota, Metazoa, Chordata, Actinopteri, Scombriformes, Scombridae. Gene Ontology annotation, cellular component: zeta DNA polymerase complex. The transcript has 8 exons.
UACGUCAAUAUGGUGCGCGGCAAAGCUUUGAAUAGCUUUGGUAACACUGAGGAAAAGCCGCGCUUCGGGUAGUGAGAUGGAUUUAAUCCUCGGGUCGUUUUAAACUCCGUCUCUGAAUGUUUACUAUUCUUCUGUGAGUCUUUUUAAAACUGCCAUUUUUACUUUCGUCAAGCCAGACAGCAAAGGAUGUCCAACAGACAACAGCCUCGAAGAUUAUGACGGCUUGACAGACUGCUGCUUUGCCAACGUUAGCUACCUAGAGUGAAAAUUACACCUUUAUAUCUGGUGACAGUUGUUGGGAGAGAAAAUAUGACAACUCUAACAAGGCAAGACCUCAAUUUUGGACAAGUGGUUGCUGACAUCCUGUGUGAGUUCCUGGAGGUUGCCAUUCAUCUCAUCCUGUAUGUCCGUGAAGUUUAUCCCUCAGGAAUAUUCCAGAAGAGAAAGAAGUAUAAUGUACCAGUGCAGAUGUCAUGUCACCCAGAGCUGAAUCAGUACAUUCAAGAUACACUUCAUUGUGUAAAGCCGCUCAUUGAGAAGAAUGAUGCAGAGAAGGUGGUCGUGGUCAUCAUGGACAAGGAGCAUCAUCCAGUAGAGAGAUUUGUGUUUGAGAUUUCCCAACCACCACUGCUGUCCAUCAGCUCAGACACAUUACUGUCACAUGUGGAGCAGCUGCUGAGGGCGUUCAUCCUGAAGAUCAGUGUGUGUGAUGCUGUUUUAAAUAAUAACCCACCAGGGUGUUCAUUUACAGUACUAGUACAUACCAGAGAUGCUGCUACACGCAACAUGGAGAAGGUUCAAGUUAUCAAGGAUUUCCCGUGGAUAGUUGCUGAUGAACAGGAGGUCCACAUGCAGGAGCCUAGACUCAUCCCACUGAAGACCAUGACAUCUGAUAUAGUAAAAAUGCAGCUCUACGUGGAAGAGAGAGCCCAGAAAACGUAAAAAAAAAAAAAAAAGUUUUUUUUUGUUGUUGUUGUUGUUUUUUUUUUUAUAUAUAUAAGAAAAUUGGCUGCAGGAGCCAAUCUGAGACGACGUUGAAAAGAGCUCGAACAGUCAGAAAGGAAGAUGAGUUUUGGGAUUGAGGGAGUGAGAUGCUCUUUGUUGAAUGUUUUGGUGAAGUGCAUACGUUAAGCUGCAGGUUAAUUUCAUCUGUAAUAAAAUCUGGUCCAGACA